This is a messenger RNA of Durusdinium trenchii, 3054 nucleotides long. NCBI's taxonomy places the organism in Eukaryota, Dinophyceae, Suessiales, Symbiodiniaceae. The record is from the annotation of a GenBank genome assembly.
GGCUGGCCAUAUAUCAGCUUGGCUGACAAUUUCUUGGCUCAAGGGACAUCGUGUAAAUAAUACAGCAGCUUUUUUUGAGCCUUCCUGAGCCCACAGGGCACAAGGGCCCUUGAAGGAGUUGGGGCUAUGGGAAGUUGCUGCAGCUGCUGCAGAUCUUCAAAAGAGGAGGAGCAAGACCGAAAGUUCAAGAAAGGUGGCGACAAUGACCUUUCGAACGGUCCAAUCACAAAGCGAUCAUGCACAGACUGGUGGUGCUUGAUAGUCUUAUUGGCAGCAUGGGUGGCCUACAUUGUGGUGACAGUGGCAGGACUUCAAGAUGGAGCGCCUGCCAAGCUCUACCUGCCGCGAGACUAUAGUGGGGCCUAUUGCAACUUUGAAGACAACUGGAAUGGAGGGCCAAAUCUCGCGGGCUUUGAGUACCUCAGCUACACCAUGAAUGCAACUGCAACCACGGACGUGAUUGUAAAGCAACUACUUUGCUCUAGUGCGGUGAGUGACUUCUUUCAAACUUUCUAUGCCAGCAACCCCGCAACCUACCAAGAAUACCUUUGCGCAUGCUGCCUAUCACCUUGCGCAAAGUGUGAAGGAAGCUUCGAUGUUGGCGGUGACUUGACUUCGGGGAAUCUGGAAAGCACCAUGACCAACAAGCUGGGUGAACUGAAAGGAGCGGCUAACCCCUCCGGGCUUUUCACUGGCGGGGGUGCCAAUGGUGAUGUCUUCUCCAACAUGUGGAGCGAAGCUACCAAGUACUUCAACUUGGUGUGCCUACCCUCCUGCAACGUCAACUUCGAUUCCGUGAACAGCAGCACGGAUUCUGCCAUUCGAGAAUGGACGUAUACCAUGUCUGAUGACAGUGAUAUGAAGCCUUUCUGGGAAGAUUUGAAGAGUUCCGGGCCAACCUAUAUUCGGGACACCAUCACCAGUCAAUUCAAAUUCAAGGCGCUUCCUUUGUCUAUGUGCCCCUACAAUGAAUCCAAGUGCAUACCAUUUCCUGGUGUUGAGUUUUCUGAGCUGUACUAUGGCUACUGCAGCUUUUCCAUGAGUGCUGACGUGGUGAAUGCCAUGGGUACUGAAGCCACAAAAGUCCUGGAGAGCACUGGCCUGGCAUCCUUCCAAGAUAGCUCCACGGAGACUUUGGGGAAGUGGAUGGGUGAUUUCGAGAAAUCUUUGCCUGCAUACAUUCUUGUUGCCUUUCUGAGCUUUCUCGUUGGCUUCAUUUUCAUGGUGCUCCUUCGCUUUCUGAUCGGGCCCUGCGUGUGGUUUGCAGUGUUUCUGGUGCUCCUCAUGCUGGCAGUUGGCGGUGCUCUAUGUUGGGUGCGCAGCAAGCAGUGUGCAGGUGCUGGCUUGUUUGAAACCGGCCAGCAGGUUGCUGUUGCAGUUACGGUGACAGCCACAACUGCCGCUAGCCAAGCCAUCUCUGGACAGUCAGUGAGUGAAGAGAUGACGGGAGAUGGGGCGGACUAUCGAGGUGUGCAGGGCCGAACAAAGAACGGGCUUCUGUGCGAAAAGUGGGGAGAAGGCAAUGCCGCUGCCUACACCACAGCUGCAUACCCCAACUCAGGCCUGGACAACAAUUUCUGUCGCAAUCCUUACAAUCCCAGCGAUGUGAACAAAGCAGCGACCAUUUGGUGUUUCACCACUGAUACGAGCAUCAAGUGGCAAACUUGCACGCCGGUGGGAAUCAUUACUCCAGAAUGUACAGAUGGCUAUGCCAUCACAAACAAUGAAGUGAGAGUGGUUUUGGAAAUAUGCGGAUAUAUUCUUUGGGUUCUGGCCGGAAUCUAUGUAAUCCUUGUAUGCUGCCUCUUAGACAGGAUUCGCCUAGCUAUCGCAGUCAACAAGGUUGCGGCAAUCUUUGUCAAAGACACGCCAAGGAUCCUUUUGGUGCCUGCCAUCCAAGCACUCGUCGGAAUCCUUUGGAUAUUGGUGUGGGCGCUUUCUGCAAGCUUCUUGCUUUCUCAAGUUCCUGAUGGAUACACUCCGAAGGGUGCCUACCACACCUACGACGAGGCUGCUGGAACUGCAACGACACCUGGCGCAUGCACCGACAAAUGGCCGACCGGAAGCGUGUACAAGUCUGAGAGCUGUGAGCUUGUCAAUGGCACCUACGCAUGUUGGAGAUGCUCGCCUCCGCGUUAUGUCUUUGAUUGGCGAUUUGCAGUCUCUUUCUUCGUGUUCUUGUGGAACAAUGCCCUGAACAUUGCGAUUGGACAAUGCUUGAUUGCUGGAGCCGUGGGGGUAUGGUUCUUUACCAGCAAUUCUCAGAAAGGAACACGGCGAGUGAUUGCGCAAUCCACUUGGAAUGUCUUUCGCUACCAUUUGGGGUCUUUGGCAUUUGGUUCCUUUAUCAUUGCGGUGAUUCAGUUCAUCAGGGCUCUCAUGAAGUACUAUGAGAAGCAAGCCAAAGCAGUAAAGAACCGGGUGCUUGUUCUUGUCCUGAAAAUUUGUGGCUGCAUCAUCUGGUGCUUUGAAAAGUGCGUCAAGUUCCUGAACAAGAAUGCUUACAUCCAGAUUGCUUUGAUGGGAACCAACUUUUGCACAUCCGCUAAGAAAGCAUUCUUUUUGAUCUUGCGAAACAUGUUCCGGUUUGGAACUGUUGCGAUCCUUGGAGCCAUGAUCAAUGUUAUCGGAUUUCUUUUCAUCAUCGCUGUGAGUGUUGCACUGGGCUAUGUCAUCCUGACCGGGAUUUACCCUGAAGUUGCACCUGCUGUAAGCCUGGUCAUCUACGGCGUCACCGCUUACGUGGUUGCGAAGCUUUUCAUGAACGUCUUUGGCCUUGCAGUUGACACCACUUUGCAGUGCUUCCUCGCUUGUGAGGAAAUGGACCUUCAGGGUGACUUUGUACCCUCUUCCAUGGGCAGAUGGUUGGACAAGUCCAAGCCGAUAGGUGGUGAUGAGGAUGACGACUGAGCUCAACCGCUUUCUCAACUGCUUCCUCCUUUUGAGAAGGAGAAGGUUGUUCGAGUAAGCGCUUUUGUGAUGUACAUGCAUGCUGGGGUUGCCCCCUGGUAUUUCAAGUUGAGCGGGGUGUCCAAGUGCACUGGAACAUUAAAG